UCAGCGACUUAUAGCUGGACUGCGGUGGGCAUUCUGACACUGGGUGGAACUGAUUUGGUGUCACUGACAUCCCCAGUGACACCAAUACAGUGAUCAGUGCUAAUAACAAGCACUGACAUGGUACUAAUGGCACUUGGCAGGAAGGGGUUAACAUGUGGGGCGAUCAGAGGGUUAGCUGUGUGCUGUGUGUGUAUUUCACUAUAAGCACUCUGAUUUGUAUGGCUGUGCUAUGCAGAGCCAUACAAAGCAGUGUGCAGGAGCUGACAGAAGAGAUUUGUAUUGUUUACAUACAGGUCUCUCCCCCAUUGGAAAUCGCUGGGUGCUGGUGGGAAAUUACCAGCUGGAACCCAGUGAUUGGC
Molecule: messenger RNA, 359 nt
Organism: Staurois parvus
Lineage: Eukaryota; Metazoa; Chordata; Amphibia; Anura; Ranidae
Source: the annotation of a GenBank genome assembly